Messenger RNA from Cinara cedri, 270 nucleotides. The record is from the annotation of a GenBank genome assembly. Lineage: Eukaryota; Metazoa; Arthropoda; Insecta; Hemiptera; Aphididae.
AUGGAAGACGGAGAUUGGACGGCACACGUGACGGCCGGUCUCGUCGACGGUCGAUCUGGAUUCGUACCAGGGACCUAUGAGAAUAGCGCUCCCAGUGGCCGCCGCCGAUCGAUAGCCGCCGAAACGACGAGUCCGCCGGCGACGCGACCGCCGGCCGGCUGCGGCCCUGGUACCGGCGGCUGUUCGCAGCGACCGAGAGUACUUGGAGACUGCGUGGCCGGCGUAUGUUGGAAAAGCGGUCCAAAAGAACGCUGGAUAUGUUGCGUCUAA